CUCUAGCUGCGCCCAUCGUGUUGCUGCUGUUGGGUUGGCCGAUGUGAGGAUAAGUUGCCGUGGCCACAGUAUUCAAGCCAUUCAAGUUGUUGCAGUGCAGUACUCUACAAAUGUACAAAAGUUGAAGUUCAAGUUGGAGGUUCAAGUUGCCAUUACGCGGACGGCCGCCGCGCUGGUAACGGUGCCGGCUAAUAAACCGACGUCAACUUGCAGAGGGUUCAAUUUCCUGCCUUUACGACUCCGACAUUACGCGAGCACAGCCAUCUCCCUCCACCAUACAGUACCUAGUAUCGUUCCUAACAGUUCAAGUCGCAGUCAGAUGCUGGUAUUGGGUUGCGUAUUAGUCUGCUUACACUCGCCGUCGGCAUUUCACUCUUCAAGCAUACCUACGUUUCUUGCUUCUCGCCAAUUGAGAGGUCGUCAUCCGGGACACGACCUUGGGAACCGCAACCAUGGCGUCCGUAACUAGCCUGGACCAAGAUAUGCGCAAGUUGCGCCUGGACCGAUACACGCCUGGCGCCGCAAAAGAAGUGCGCACUUGGAUCGAGAGUGUCUUGGGUGAAAAGCUGCCGCCUGGCGAUCUGAUGGACGCGCUCAAAGACGGUGUCGCACUCUGCAAGCUCGUCAACUUAGCUGUCUCCCCCGGGAUCAAAUACAAGCAGUCAAACAUGCCGUUUGUCCAAAUGGAAAACAUCUCCCACUUCUUACGCGCAUGCGAGAUGCCACCUUUGAAUCUCCCCUCGCAUGACCGCUUCCUUACCGUCGACCUGUACGAUUCCAAGGAUCCAGCCCAGGUCAUACAAUGCAUUGCAGCUUUCAGCCGCGCCGCAAAUGCAAUUAACCCUUCGGUCUUUCCAACCACCUUGGGAGCCAAGAGCAAGGCCUCCUCAAUGAGCCCUCAGGGCACCGGAUCUAGUGGACCAAGAUCGCCUGCCUAUACAACCACCGCAACCAGACCGCGCGGAACCAGCAACACGGCCGCCGAAAGUCCCUCGCUUGCCUUCAACAGCAUAAACCGCGCAACCUACGCAGGCCGGGUGAGCCCUACUAAGAGUAAUCUUGCCCGAGGAGGCCUGGCCAGUGGAGGCACAGUGAGCAGUUGGAGCAACAAAAACGACGAGGGCAAGACAGUUCCCGCAUGGAACAUACAUCAAUAUGGCUAUAUGGGUGGAGCGAGCCAAGGCAAUCAGGGCGUUGCAUUUGGAGCCCGAAGGCAGAUUACCUCUCCUGCACCAAAUGUGCCGAGUCUCGCGGAGAAAGAGAAGCGUCUGAAAGAAGAAGCCGAGAGGAAGCAACGCGAAGCAGAAGAACAGGAGAGGCGACUACGGGCCCAACAGGCCGCUGAAGAGGAGCAAGCCCGGCUAGAGGAGGAGCGCAGAUGGGCCGAAGAGACGCGCCGACUACAAGAGCGCGAAGCAGAAGAACAGCGGACGGCAGAGCGGCAGCGACUACAAGAAGAGGAACGAGUUCGGCAAGAAGAACAGCGUCGGCAGCAACGAGCUUAUGAGCGUGAUCGUGAGCGGGAAACCGUUGAACAAGCGGAACGAGAGUCUCGGAUGGAAAAGGAACGUAGUCGCCAACGCGCGACCAGUGACGCCCGCUUGAACGGCCAGUUUCUCAGCCAGUACCAGUCCGAACAAGCCCGCGCCCAUGAUACCGCCCCAGCGAAGCCGCUCGUCGCGCAGCAGACUGCCGAAAGCAAACGGAUUGCUGAGCUUGAACGUCAAUUGGAGGAAAUGAAGGCUCAGCAAAGACAAACGGCCAGGCGAGUGCCGGAAGUUGGGCCAGAGUCAGAGCCGGAGCCUCCUGCUCCUCCCUUGCCAAGCAGGCCUCAGGCUCCCCAGACGAGCCGGGAAGAAGACUGGGACAUUUCCGAGAGAGACUACCUGAAGCAAGAGUGGCAAAAGGCUCAAGAUUCGGAAAGUCAACGCGCCCCGACAAAGCCCCCGCGUGUCAAUGCCAGCUCCUCGAGCCGACCUCUUCCAGACCCGGCCACCUACACCCCUGGCACAAACCGCACAGACCGAUACCUUGCCUCCCAUCCACCGCCGGCCCAGCCUCAAGCCGCCUCACACCGUCCACAGGACUAUUCCACCACGACCGAAGUCGACCUCGAACAAGAGCGACGCAUUCAAUCGCAGGCACGCACCAAAGCAGGUGGCUGGGCCUCGAAAUCUCUUCUUGAGCGUGAGAUGGAGCGUGAACGUGAACGCCAGCGUGAAUGGGAAGAGGAGCAGCAGGCGAUGGCCUCCAGAGCACGCGAUAGGGGCGAAGGAAGCGCGCCUGGACAUUCCUGGGACGUGCAUCAAUAUGGGUACAUGGGCGGUGAUAGUCAAAAUCGGGGCGGUCCUGGCCUAGGUGUCGGAGGAGCAAGGCGACAGAUCAUCGGCCCGAGGCCACCGCCUUGAGAAACCAUCAGAUGUACCUGCCUUAUACCGUGGACUGGAAUCCACGUCUAUCUCACGGAUGACCAAGGGUCUGCUACCAAUGGUGCACCGGUGAUGGUGUGCAUUCUUUCAUGCCUGCAAUUGAAGCAUUCUGCACACAGAUUCGAAAAUCAUGCACACAUCAACGGUGUUGGAUGGCCUGCUCAAUUUUUGCUCGGUUAGAUCCCGCUGCAAGUGCUUCGUUGAAUCAUGUUAGUCCCUCGACCACCUUGAUCAUCCUCUCCCCACUCUCCGCCAACCAUGUCCAUGCUGUCUGCUGCUCUUCCUUCUGAAGCUUCUUUUGCCUUUUCCCUUCGCCUAGGUCGACAACUCGACCCAAGCGCCUCUCAACCCCGUUCUUGACAGCGUCGGUAAGCUUUUCCGUCCUUUCCAAGGCACCCAACAAUGCCAGGGAUCGCGUCAGGGAUUCCAACAGCAAGGAGACGCGAGCGUUGGCGUCAAUGCUAUUCCUCCCAGCCGCAAAGGGUAGGUAUUCGUUUUCCAGUUUGUCCUGGGACAAGAGCACGUGCGAGCGGAUAGACGGCGACGAGUUUUCGAGGAUACGUUGUAAGAGCGAUUCGCAAAACAAAGUCAAUGUCUGUGGCUGGAAUAUGUGCGACCACGACGCGCCUGCGGUGUCCGUGUCCGCCUGUUGAUGAAUCGCGGGUGUCGGCGUCGAUGCCGUCGAAGGAAGGACGAUUCGUGCAAAGACCGGAAGAGGCAGGGGCUUGGUGAAUUCCACGAACAGGGUCAGCAGUUCUUCCAGGUCAGGGAAAGUCGUGGGCGAGGUCGAAGUCAGCGUCGGGUGUGAGGACACUUCGACCAGAAGACGCAUCAGCCGGAGUCGCAGGUCCAAUGAUGUAGGAUCUGACAUCUUGUAUGCCGUAGACGGUGCUGCCGAGGUGUCGCCAUUAUUGUCUAUGUCAUCCCGCAGACUGCCUGUGCUGGUCUGGGGUGUGAGUCGCCGCGAUGAUGGCGUGCGGUUUCGUGUGCGCGUCGUCCGUCUCACAAGUCUAGCAGCCGUUCCGGCCGGCGUGCCGGCACUAGCCAGAUCUUCGGGGUCAGAUAAGUCCGAUUCAUCCUGAGCGAGGUAAUCGCCGUAGAUAUCUUGUUCAAUAUCGACAUCGACCUCUCG
Exophiala dermatitidis NIH/UT8656 is the source of this 3561-nucleotide messenger RNA. RefSeq lists its product as uncharacterized. The coding region runs from base 453 to 2408 and encodes 651 amino acids. The record is from RefSeq and is a predicted model, not a curated record. Gene Ontology annotation, molecular function: protein binding. The transcript is spliced from 2 exons. NCBI's taxonomy places the organism in Eukaryota, Fungi, Ascomycota, Eurotiomycetes, Chaetothyriales, Herpotrichiellaceae.